CGCGCACCUGUCCAUGAUAAUUGACGGCUGUGUGUGUGUGUGUUUUAAAAAACUUAUCGAGAUCUUUAUGGGUAAAAAUAGCCAUAAACUUUAAGCCGAGUCAAAAGGUUGUAUUUUGAUACAUAGAUAAUUAUGAUAGAAAAAUAAUAUUUAGUGCCGCAACUAAUUUCACUAAUUGUUAGAAAGCGUCAAGGCUUGAAGGUCAACACACAACCACUUAUAACAUGCUAAAGCAUUGUAUGGUGUCGCUACCGGAGUUCGGGCUGUGAGACGGAAACCGCAGACAGCACCGCAGAUACCACAGGUUUUAAAAAGAGUGGGUGGCUCUGGGAGAAGCAGGUGGAAGCCGCUCCGUGUCGCUGCUGCAGCUGCCCUUCAUUUGAAACACAACCCCGUUGGGGAGAAAGAAACUCCGGGUACACAGUAAAGAAGGAAAAUCCAAACGUCAGCUUAAUUUAUUAUUGCCGAUUGUUGGAGGACACCGAGGAGGAAAUAUUCCCACGUGGAAUUUGUACACACGCGCGUGAGGCGAAGGAGCUACGGGGGUAAACUUCCUGACUUGAACGUGAUUCUGUCUUCUCCGGAGCUGGAACAGGCGGUUAUGAACUCUACUGGCCACUGAUCACCUGGGGACUUUAUCUGCGCUGUAAAGCACAAUUUCUUCAACAAUCAAUAUUUCCUAGAAAUAAAAGGAGUUGUACCUCAGGUCCGCGGCAAUGGGGGAGCAGCCGAUCUACACCACCAGGGCCCAUGUUUUCCAAAUCGAUCCAUCCACCAAGAAGAACUGGGUUCCAGCCAGCAAGCAGGCUGUCACCGUCUCCUAUUUUUACGACAGCACACGUAACAGCUAUCGCAUUAUCAGCGUUGAUGGAUCCAAGGUUAUCAUCAACAGCACAAUCACACCCAACAUGACGUUCACCAAAACGUCACAGAAGUUUGGUCAGUGGGCAGACAGCAGGGCCAACACGGUGUUUGGACUGGGUUUUUCUUCAGAGCAGCAGCUGUCAAAGUUUGCUGAAAAAUUUCAGGAAGUAAAAGAUGCUGCCAAAAUGGCAAGGGACAAAUCUGAAGAGAAGGUGGAGAUGGUGAUUAAUAAUUCUCAGGAGUCUGAACGCCAGACGCCUUCAGCCGACCAGGCGUCAAGCUUUAACGGAACAGAUGAUGAAAAAAUCUCCAUCGUCAGUCCAGAGGCCGCCCAGCUGAAGACUGAAAACGAACGUCUGAAGAGCGUCGUAGAGCAGAGCAACGCCAACACCAAGAAGUGGGAAACGGAGCUCCAAACUUUAAAAGAAAAUAACGCCAGACUGGAGGAUGCACUGCAGGAGUCUUCCUCUAAUGUAGAGAGCUGGAAGAAACAGUUCAGCACCUGCAAGGAGGAGAGUGACGCGCUCAGGCAAAAGAUUGCAGAACUUGAGGCCCAGUGUAACGAAGCCAACCAGGAGAAGCAGAAAAACGCCCAGCUGACCGCUCGAGUGAAGGAGCUGGAGGCUGAGCUGCAGGAGAAGGAGCAGGAGUUGGAAAACCUGAGGAAGCAGGCAGAGAUCAUCCCACAGCUGAUGGGAGAGUGUGACAGCAUCACUGCUAAACUGAAGAUUGCAGAGACGAGGAACAAGGAACUGGAGGGAAGAGUCGAGGGUCUUCGAGUGGACAUAAAUGACAGUCGACAAAAGCAAGGGAACAUGAAGGGCGAGCUGAAGAAGUUCAUGGAUAUUUUGGAUGGGAAGAUAGAUGAGCUGCAUGAGUUCAGGCAGGGACUCUCCAAACUGGGUGUUGAUAACUGAGGAAAGUGGUGCAGAGCUGAAAGGGUCAGAGGUCAGGGCAAGAAGGAUUCACUAAAGUAUUUCUUCAGGGCAGAAACAAUGUGGCACCUCCCCCCCCCCCCCCUCAUCGAGGUGAUGUCCACUCUGAAACUAUCAGCUUUGGCUUCUAAUCAACACCACCUUCAGAGAGAGCGAGAGAGAUGUUUGGGAGAUUGGUAAACUAAAACGAGGAACGCCAGUAUGUCUCACAAAAUGACUCCAUUUUGUGUGCUGGCAUUGUGAAACAAGUAUAUUUUGAGCUUACUCGUGUGUGUGUGUGUGUGUGUGUGUGUGUGUGUGUGUGUGUGUGUGUGUGUGUGUGUGUGUGUGUGUGUGUGUGUGUGUGUGUGUGUGUGUGUGUGUGUGUGUGUGUGUGUGUGUGUGUGUGUGUGUGUGUGUGUGUGUGUGUGUGUGUGUGUGUGUGUGUGUGUGUGUAAUUUACAAGAGAUGGUGGUGGGUCUUAUAUUCUGUCCAUCUGUCACUUUUUUAAGGCUGCAGAAACUCAGCACAGCUUAGAGUAGAAAGGGUGCUUAAAGGGCUAAAACGGACAACACAAGUACGAUGCUCUUCAGCAUUAAUAAAGUAAUAAUUGGUGGCCCCAUCAGAGAUUUGAAGAUCGAGUCCCUCUACAGACUGUCCUCUCAGCUGCCUCGUCUAUCUCAGGUGUGUUAGAAGACAGUUGGUAUAUAUAAAAUUUAUAUGCACGUAAACGACAAAUGGGCGUGACACGAAGUGCCUCCAGGGGGAAUCUCCCUGGAAAGGAGAACAGGCCAGCUGAUGACCAUCACCAUAAUGACAACUUGGUUUUUGUGAUCUAACCUGAAGAUGGAGAAACAUGAUCUCUGAUAAAAACAGACAGGCAUAUCUGUCCUGAUGCUCCUAAGGCUGGUAACAGAACGCACAGACGCUCAACGGUACAUGAAAAUCUCCUGGAAGAGGAUUUUUUUUCCCCUGCAAGUUUGUUUUUCCAUCACCAAAAAGCAUUUUGAUUCAUAUUUGCAUAAAGAAGGAAAACUCUUGUUUCAGGAUUUUCUGUUCAGAAAAAUCCAAAUCAUGCCAUGAGUGUGGUGUUGAAGGACCUUAUUCUGUGUGUUAUUAGUGUUGUUUGUUUGUAGAACAAACAUGUGUGUCUAAGGCUGUUGAUGUGCUUCCUAAACUCCUGUUUCUGUUAUGGUGAUUAUUUCUGGAAGAGGGGACAUGGUGCUGCUAGACAGGUGAAUAAUGUGAAAGUGUGCUUCUCAGAGGGGGUGUAGAUCGGGUUAUUUUCACUAGAAACCCUGUCAUUCUUGCUUUUAGUCUUAUUUAUUUUUGGUGCCUCUCUGCAGAUGUGUUUCAGACCAAGUAAAUCACCCUCGAUUUGUUGUCCUGAUGUAGAACAAUGUACUUAACACUAAACUCUCAAACUGAGAGCUACUCCGAACUAUGAACCGUGCUGCAGCUGAAUUAAUAAGUGCUGCAUCUGAGAUCAAAGGCACUCUGGUGGAAUACAUUUGCUCUGUUACUCUGACAUGAGACUAUUUCUCAUCACUGUUUUGAUCUUGUCAAAAGGCUAAGAUAUUUAAUGAAGGGACUUUUCUCUCCUGUUUGUAACUUGCCUGAAUUGGGACGGUAACGGCGUGUGCUUCUUCCUGUUGAACCAAUGCCUCUUGUGCACUUUUGUGAUUUUUGUUUAACAUACAACAGAACAGACAAUUGAUAAAGUUUAGUUUAAUUACA
Nothobranchius furzeri (turquoise killifish) is the source of this 3515-nucleotide messenger RNA. NCBI's taxonomy places the organism in Eukaryota, Metazoa, Chordata, Actinopteri, Cyprinodontiformes, Nothobranchiidae. The record is from RefSeq and is a predicted model, not a curated record.